GAGCUGCUAGAAAGAUUUGGGUGACUGGAAUUCAAGAUACUUGCUUUGUCUUUUUACCCUGAGGCAGAGGAAGUGAGCACCAGAGCUUUCUCCAGUUCAGUUGAAGGACCCAUCAUACUGAAUUCAGCUUUGAAAAGUGGGAAUCCUCUUCUGUGCAGAACUGAAACAGGACCUUUGAUAGUUGUCUUGAAUAAAAACUGAAGCAAAAAUGUCUGUUAUAGAUCCCUAUCAACACAUUGUGGUGGAACACCAGUACUCACACAUAUUCACUGUGACAGUAAGGAAAGCCACCAAUGUCACCAAAGGAGCCAUUGGUGACAUGCUUGACACUCCAGAUCCCUAUGUGGAGCUGUUCAUCCCCUCUGCCCCUGACUGCAGGAAGAGAACCAAACAUUUCAAUAACGAUGUGAAUCCUGUCUGGAAUGAGACCUUCGAGUUCAUUUUGGACCCAAACCAGGAGAAUGUUCUGGAGGUCACUUUGAUGGAUGCCAACUACGUCAUGGAUGAGACUCUUGGCACAUCCACAUUUCCUAUAUCCUCUCUGAAACUGGGAGAGAAGAAGGAGGUCCAUUUAACUUUCAAUGAUGUGACAGAAAUGACUCUGGAAAUGUCUCUUGAAGUAUGCUCCUCCACUGACCUGCGGUUCAGCAUGGCUCUGUGCGAUGAGGAGAAGCGGUUCCGACAGCAGCGCAAAGAUAACAUCAUGCACAGCAUGAAAUCCUUCCUGGGAGAGGAAGACAGCAAGAACCUGACCACUUCCCGUGAUGUACCAGUGAUAGCCAUUCUGGGUUCAGGAGGUGGAUUUCGGGCCAUGGUGGGGUUUGCUGGAGUCAUGAAAGCUCUUUAUGAGUCUGGAGUUCUAGACUGUGCCACUUACAUUGCUGGGCUCUCGGGAUCCACAUGGUACAUGUCCACUUUGUAUUCACACCCUGAUUUUCCAGAGAAGGGACCCAAGGAGAUCAAUCAAGAACUGAUGAACUCUGUGAGCCACAACCCUCUCCUGCUGCUCACUCCUCAGAAAGUCAAACGCUACAUUGAAGCUCUGUGGAAUAAGAAGAGCUCAGGGCAGCCUGUCACCUUCACAGACAUCUUUGGAAUGCUGAUAGGUGAAACCCUUAUCCAUAAUAGAAUGGACACCACCUUGAGCAACAUGAAGGAGAAAACUGACAGCGCUCAGUGUGCUCUGCCGCUCUUUACCUGUCUCCACGUUAAACCAGAUGUCUCAGAGCUGAUGUUUGCAGACUGGGUGGAAUUCAGUCCCUAUGAGAUUGGAAUGGCCAAGUAUGGCACUUUUAUGUCUCCAGAUUUGUUCGGAAGCAAAUUCUUUAUGGGGACAGUGGUGAAGAAGUAUAAUGAAAAUCCCUUACAUUUCUUGAUGGGUGUCUGGGGCAGUGCAUUUUCUAUAUUAUUUAACAGAGUGCUUGGCGUCUCCAACUCUCAAAACAAAGGACCCACCAUGGAAGAAGAAUUAGAAAAUAUUAGGCUAAAGCACCUUGUGAGCAAUGACAGUUCAGACAGUGAAGAUGAAUCACAGCAACCAAAAGGCACUGAAAAUGCUGAGGCAAAUCAGGAAUAUCAGAACAGCAGCCAGGAGAGCUGGGUGCAGCGAAUGCUGAUGGCGUUGGUGGGGGACAGUGCCCUUUUCAACACCAGGGAAGGGCGUGCGGGCAAAGUGCACAACUUCAUGCUGGGAUUGAACCUCAACAGCUGCUACCCACUCUCUCCUCUGGCAGACCUUCUGAAGCAGGAGUCCGUGGAGGAAGAUGAACUAGAUGCAGCUGUUGCAGAUCCUGAUGAGUUUGAGAGGAUCUAUGAACCUCUGGAUGUGAAGAGCAAAAAGAUUCAUAUAGUGGACAGUGGGCUGACAUUUAACCUGCCAUACCCACUUAUCUUGAGACCUCAAAGAGGUGUGGAUCUCAUCAUCUCUUUUGAUUUUUCAGCAAGGCCAAGUGAUUCCAGUCCUCCUUUCAAAGAGAUUCUGCUUGCUGAGAAAUGGGCCAAGAUGAACAAGCUUCCAUUCCCCAAAAUAGACCCAAAUGUGUUUGAUCGAGAGGGCCUGAAGGAGUGCUAUGUUUUCAAGCCAAAGGACACCUCUUCAGAGAAAGACUGUCCAACUAUAAUCCAUUUCGUUUUGGCCAACAUCAACUUCCGGAAGUACAAAGCUCCAGGUGUUCCCAGAGAAACUCAGGAAGAGAAGGAUUUUGCAGACUUUGAUAUUUUUGAUGAUCCAAAUACACCCUUCUCUACCUUCAACUUCCAAUAUCCCAAUGAGGCUUUCAAGAGGCUCCAUGAUCUGAUGGAAUUCAACACCCUCAAUAACAUAGAUGUGAUCAAGCAAGCUAUGAAGGAGAGCAUUGAAUACAGGAAGGAGAACCCAUCUCGCUGCUCCGUGUCCCUCAGCAGCGUGGAAGCACGGAGAUUCUUUAACAAGAACAAUCUGAACAACAACCAUACGUAGAGGAUGUGCCAGAGGUCCUGCUCCUUCAAGAAACUGGUUCUGUCUUUAUAACUGGAUUAAGAAAAGGCAUUAUCAGAGCAUUGCUGCUGCUGAGCAGGGCUGGGCACAACUCCUGCAAACAUCUGCUUAUGAGUUCUCCAAGUGUCAAUAUGAUUUUGUACUCAGUUUUUCAGCAAAAGCCCUGGAAACAUUUCAGCAUGACAAGAACCCGACUAUAAAUACUCUGGAAUCAGCUGGGGAUGAUGAUGUUCCUUGGGUUCAGUGUCUAGCUUUUUAGUACUUACAAAAGGACAAGCCCUGGGUUCUCACCGUGGGGCCAUUGUCUGGUUUGUGAUGGAUGGAAACUGGAUGUGUCUUGGAACAUGGGAUGGAAUGAGAACCAGAGGAGAAACAAAUCUAGAAACAGAGACAAUACAGAGGGGAUCUGAUCAAUGUUCAGCAAGAGCUAAAGGGUAGGGGGGCAAAAGGACAGGGCCAGACACUUGUCAGUGGUGCCCAGUGACAGGACAAGGGGCAACAGACACAAACUGAAACCGAGAAGGUUCCAACUGAACAGAGUGAGAACUUCUUUGAUUUGAGGGUGCUGGAGCCCUGGAGAAGGCUGCCUAGAAAGGCUGUGGAGUCUCCUCUGGAGAGAUUCCAAACCCACCUGGACAUUGUGAUCCUGGGCAAGCUGCUGUGGGUGAUCCUGCUUUAGCAAGGGAGAUUUGCACUGCAUGAUCUCCAGAGGUCCCUUCUAACCCCCACCUUUCUGUGUGUAGCUGGGCUGGGGCCCAUACUCCGCUCUGCUCUGUAUCUAUAAGAAGCUUUCCUCUUACUGUGGUCUUAAAAGCCCAGGUUGGUGACCACCACUAGACUCCAGCAGUUCCCCCUGAGGUACAUUCAGUCAUUUGGCUGCUUACCAGCUGUGUCAGGGUUGAUUUCUUACCCUUGAAAGGAUUUUGCUGGCUAACAAUCAUUGGCUGUCUUGACCUGACCGAUUCCACAUUUCUCACACAUGGUGUCUCUUAAAACCCCCAGCAGAUGGGAGUCAGAGAAAUGGGGUUUAUGCAUCUUAGAGAAAAGGUUCCUCAGCUGCUUAUUAAUGCUUGUAGAGCUUUUGCAUCUGAUGCUAAGGUGGACCUGCGCCUGAAUCUUUUAAUUUCAAGUAUUGUCACAAAAAGUGAAGUCCACUACUGUUUUAAGAGUGUGUGCAUCCAGCCUCUUGGCACUUCUUUCUCUUGCUCCACAAAAUUACACUAGAAUCAUGGAAGGGUUUGAGUUGGAAGGGACCUUAAAGAUUAUCUAGUUCUAAGCCCCCUGCCAUGGGCAGAGACAUCUCCAAACCAGGUUGCUCUAAGCCUCAUUCAUCCUGGCCUUGAACACCUCCAGGGAGAGGGUGAUGGUUCUUGGAGAACCCAAGAGUAAAGAUCACAGAAUCCCAGAAUGGUUUGGGUUGGAAGGGUUGUUGAAGAUCAUCCAGUUUCAACCUCCUGCCAUGAGCAAGAACACAUCCCACUAGAUCAAGUUGCUCAAGGCCUCAUCCAACCUGAUCUUAAACAUUUCCAGGGAUGAAGCAUCCACAGCUUCUCUGGGCACCCUGUUCCGGUGUCUCACCACCCUCAUUCUAAAGAAUUUCUUCCUGAUUUCUUAGGAAACCUCUUGAUAAGGCUUCUUAAUUAACAGUAGUUGAAGGAAGAAGUUAAGUUCUUAUUGCUGACAAAGAGAAAUUAGAGGUGAUUUUUCCAUCUGACCACCAUGUUUCUGCUAGAGGACCAUGCUAGUGCUUACUGGGGACAGCAAAAAUGUUGCUGGGUGAAGAAUGUGCUGUAGUUCCUGUGUCAAAGGCUGAUUUUAAAGGUACAUUUUCAGUACACUGCAUAAUGACAGGCCCUGUGCAGACAGCUCAUUCCUGUGCCCUCUCAGUGUUAACUGCAUAUGCAUAGAAAAUGCAGUCACACCUCCAAAACCUUCAACCUGCUUUGAAAUCAUCUCAUCAGCAAGUGUGUGACAUGGGAAAGAGCAGGAGCUGAUGGGGGCCCUGCUGGCCAUGCACCGUGCACAAGAUCCAGUUACUGCUGUCUUUUGUGGUGCCUCCACAACAUACUUAAGUGGAAUUUUGGUCUCAGUAUCCCUCUUGAUGUUAAUAGGGUUUGGAUUUCUCCCUCUAUCUCUUAUAUAGAUUUAUAGAAUGGUUUGGGUUGGAUGGGACCUUAAAGAUCAUCGAGUUCCAAUCCCCGCUGCCAUGGGCAGGGACACCUUUCACUAGACCAGGCUGCUCAAGGCCUCAUCCAACCUAGCUGUGAAGAGCUCCAUGGAGGGGACAUCCACUGCUGUUCCAGUGUCUCACCACCCUCACAUGAAAGAAUUUCUUCCUAAUCUCCAGUCCAAAUCUGCCCUCCUCAACCUUCAAUCCAUUCCCUCUCAUCCUAACACUCCAAACCUUUGUAAAAAGUCCCUCCCCAGCUCUCCUGUAUCCCUUUCAGGUACUGUAAUGCUGCUCAAAGAUCUCCUUGGAGCCUUCUCUUCUCCAGGCUGAACAGCUCCAGCUCUCUCAGCCUGUCCCCACAGGGGAGGUUCUCCAGCCCUCUGAUCAUCUGCAUGGCCUCUCCUGGACCCAAUACAGCAGUUCUAUGUCCUUCUUGUGCUAGGGGUGUUAGGUCAAUGGUUGGACUUGAUGAUCUCGGAGGUCUUUUCCAACCAAAACAAUUCUGUGAUUCUAUGAGGGAAAAUAGAAGAAACUUAUCCUACUGCUGCCUAAUUUAAACGUUUUCAUUAAGAUCUGGAAUACAGGAAGAAACUGGUACUGUUAUUUUAUUGUAAAAUUCUCUUUUUCAAGGUUCCACUUCCCCCCCUUUUCUUAGUGAUGAUAUUUGUGGUUUGUAUUUUCCAGUAUCUACCUGCUCUGCUGUAUGGAACUAUUUUCCCCUCUUUUAUAUAGUUCAUAUUCUCACAGUGUUACCAGGCAAUGCAGAAUAAAAUGUAACUCUC
Messenger RNA from Dryobates pubescens (Downy woodpecker), 5428 nucleotides. It is a transcript of the gene PLA2G4A, whose product is annotated as phospholipase A2 group IVA. Gene Ontology annotation, cellular component: cytosol; nucleus; endoplasmic reticulum. Lineage: Eukaryota; Metazoa; Chordata; Aves; Piciformes; Picidae. Gene Ontology annotation, biological process: glycerophospholipid catabolic process. Bases 209 to 2458 code for a protein of 749 amino acids. Gene Ontology annotation, molecular function: calcium-dependent phospholipid binding; calcium ion binding. The transcript has 18 exons. The record is from RefSeq and is a predicted model, not a curated record.